AUGCCGCUCACGAGCCGAACUGCCGUUCAAGGCAGGAGUCCCGGCCUUGAGGCUCUUGGUUUUCUUUGUGCUCGCCACGUCGUUCUUUCAACCGCUCGUUUGAAGGCCUUUUCAGCUUCAUCAUCUUCCACGAUGCAUUACGCAGUUGCCGCAGCUAUCUUCGCGGCCGGCGCCCAUGCCGCUGCCGUAGCGCCUCUCUGUGCUCGAGCGACCUCUUCAAGCUCUUCUGGAGGUUGGGAGACUCGGUACACUGCCACCGGCACCGCUGCUGUCGCUGCUGCUGCUGCUGCCACAGCCAAGACUAGCAGCCCAACCAGCAACGUCAAAGGCAAGGCUUUCGACCGCUUUGUCAUUAUCUGGAAUGAGAAUACCGAUUACGAUAAGGCUAUCGGUGAUCCCAACUUUGCUUGGCUUGCCAAGAAGGGCAUCACGCUGUCCAACAACUUUGCCGUCACUCAUCCUUCUGAGCCCAACUACUUUGCAUCGGUUUCUGGAGAUUAUCUGGGCAUGAAUAACGAUAACUUCAAUCGCGCCGAUCGCAAUGUUUCUACUGUGUUUGAUCUCCUGGACACACAAGGAAUCUCAUGGGCGGCCUACCAGGAAGACAUGCCGUUCUCAGGUUUCGAAGGCAUGGCAUGGGUCAAGAACCUGUCCAUGGUCUACCCGGAGCGAUCACAGUUCCACAAAGACCUCAAGGCCAAUAAACUACCCCAAUGGUUAUUUUGCACGCCGAACAUGACUUCGGACGGUCACGAUGCGUCUGUCACUACUGCAGGUGCUUGGAACAGGAAGUUCCUUGAGCCACUGCUGGAGGAUAAGAACUUCAUGAACAACACAUUGGUUUUGGUCACUUGGGACGAGAAUGAGACGUACACGCAAAAGAACCGCAUUCUUGGCAUUCUUUUAGGAGACUCAAUCCCUAAAGAGCUCGUUGGCACUACGGACUCAAACUUCUAUAACCAUUAUUCUGAGCUUGCUACAGUUGAGGCCAACUGGGACCUCCCGACCCUCGGAAGGUGGGAUGUCGGCGCCAACGUCUACAAGUUUGUCGCAGACAAGACCAAGAGCGUCAUUCGUCAGUGGAGCAACACCUCGACAGUGCCCGACCGCUACUUCAACCAGUCGUAUGCUGGUUUCUUCAACAGCAAAACCGCGAAGCAGUACCCAAAGCCCAACUUGGCUCUGGACGAGAAUGCAGCCGGCAGGAAGAUUCUCGAGUCCAUCAAGGCGACCUGGAAAGACAGCAAAGCUCCUACGUACUACGAGGAUACUGUUCAGGUUUUGGACGGACUUAACCCGCCUCCUGGCUACAAGGCAUAA
Messenger RNA from Colletotrichum lupini, 1320 nucleotides. Its product is annotated as phosphoesterase. Gene Ontology annotation, molecular function: hydrolase activity, acting on ester bonds. Gene Ontology annotation, biological process: phospholipid catabolic process. The record is from RefSeq and is a predicted model, not a curated record. NCBI's taxonomy places the organism in Eukaryota, Fungi, Ascomycota, Sordariomycetes, Glomerellales, Glomerellaceae. The transcript has 4 exons. Bases 1 to 1320 code for a protein of 439 amino acids.